AUGAGGUUCAAUGCUAAAGAUCUGGCUUUGCUGGCCAGGCAACCAUCAGGUUGUUUUGACAAGGAAGGAAAACUGAAGAUUUGCAGAGUGGUUGGGGAUGAAAAAUUAAUAGAACCGAGGGAGAGAUGGUGCCGACUGAAAGGAAAUCUGCUUUUUCUAAUGAAAAAUAAGAGCUCUGAUGCCUCUGAAGUGGUAAUCCUGGAGCGCUGCUGGGUUGUGGAGUUCAAGAGUAAAGCAGAUGUUUCAAUAGUUCUCAAGUUUCAGAGUGGAGAGCCGGAUCUGUACCUCGAAGCUGCCUCGAAGCCGGAUUGUGAGUCUUGGGCUGUGGCACUGGGACAGGCAAACUCGGAAGGUUUGCGGCAUAAAAUUCAGCAGCUCCGGAGGUUGAUCAUGGAAAUCAAAGAGGAGAGGUCAGCAGAUGAAGCACGGCAGUUUCUCCCUCCAUCCCAAGCAGACAGCCUAGGAGAGCCCCAGUUCACGAGUAUUCAGAGAAUUGCAAAUGAGCCAAAGCUGGAGUUCAGUCUUGCAUGCAAGGAUCUAGUGGCUGCUACCCGUGAUCGGAAGCUGAAUACGUUUAUACAAGUCUCAGUGGUGCAUCCAGCAGAGCACAUUUUGACGAGGUAUUCAAGCACUGAAAUCGUGGAGGGUACAAGAGAUCCACUGUUUUUGACUGGUGUGACAUUCCCACCGGAAUACCCCAUCUAUGAGGAGACUAAAAUAAAACUGACAGUCUAUGAUGUCAAAGAUAAAUCUCAAGACACGGUCCGCACCAGUGUCCUACCUGAUCACAAGGAACCAAGAGCAGAUGUUGGGAGAAGCUUCUUGGGCUGUGCAACUUUUAGAGUAGGAGAUCUGGUAAAAUCAAAGGAGCAACAGUUGACCCUUACCCUCAGAACUUCUGAUGGUGGAAAGGCAGUUGGUACCAUUGAGGUCAAUCUGGUGAAGAUGGGAGAGCUGGAGGAUGGGGAAACAGACCACAUCACAACAGAUACCCAAGAUCAAAAGUGUGCAUUGGUUCGGGAAUGUAUGGCCACUGAAGGCAUAAGUGGGAAAGACAACCUGCCCUCAUUAAAUGCAGUGCUAAAAAACCCAAUCUGUAAGUUAUAUAGAUUCCCUACUUCUGACAACAAGUGGAUGCGGAUCCGGGAACAGAUGGCUGAGACCACCCUCUCUUUCCAUGUUCCUAAAGAACUAAUAAAUCUGCACAUAAAGGAGGAUAUGAGAAGGAAUCAGGAACUUAAAGACCUGGGAGAACUUGCUCCUCACUGGGACAACAUGCGCAAAAGUGUAAUUGCUCACUGUGAUCAGAUGUUGAGCAUGUACCAGGACACUCUUGCGGAGCUUGGGAAGCACACAGGUUCUUCCUUCAAAUCCAGCUGUAGCAAAGGAGAAAAAACACUAGAAUUCAUCCCAAUAAAUCUUCAUCUGCAAAGAAUGCAUGUGCAUAGUCCUCGAUUGAAAGAUGCUUUGUAUGAUGUCAUCACCGUGGGAGCCCCAGCAGCGCAUUUCCAAGGAUUUAAGAAUGGUGGUCUCCGGAAACUGCUGAGUAAAUUUGAGGCAGAAAGAAGAAAUACUGGAUACCAGUGUAUUUACUAUUCACCUGAAAACACAGCCAAGGCAAAAGAAGUUCUCAGCAACAUCAAUCAUCUACAACCUCUUAUAUCAAGCCAUGCAGACCUGCUGCUUAGUUCUGCAAGCCAGCGUUCUCCAGACAGCUUGAAGAAUUCUUUAAAGAUGCUUUCAGAAAAAACGGAGUUAUUUGUGCAUUCAUUUAAGGAUCAGCUGGUCAGAAGUGCCCUUUUAGCACUGUACACAGCCCGACCUGGCUGUGUCCUCAAGAAACCAGCUGUGCCUAGAAACAGUGCAGAAGAAGGGGGUGAUUCACAGCACCAGGAUCAUCCUUCUCAGAUUAAAAGGCAGGACUCUAUACCCCAUCAUUCUGAAUAUGAUGAGGAAGAGUGGGACAGGGUGUGGGCCAAUGUGGCAAAGAGUUUAAACUGUGUUAUUGCCAUGGUGGACAGACUGCUUGAAAAAGACAACAUCAGCAGCAUUAAAGAGGAUCAAAAUGACCCUUCAGCAGCAGACUGCAAGGUGUUGCAUACAGGUGGUGACUGGUACGAACAACUUUAUCCGCUGGUGAUUACGCUGAAGGACUGCAUGGGAGAGGUGGUGACCAGGGCGAAGCAGUCGAUGGCCUUUGUUCUGCUCCAGGAACUUGCCUGUGGUUUGCCACAGUGUUUGAUGCUGACCCUGAGGAGAGACAUCGUCUUUAGUCAAGCACUCGCUGGAUUGGUCUGUGGGUUUAUAAUCAAAUUGCACACAGGUUUACAUGAUCAAGGAUUUUUACAACAGCUUCAUACUGUUGGAUUGCUCGUGCAGUAUGAAGGACUCCUUAGUACAUACAGUGAAGAAGCAGGGAUGCUGGAAGACAUGGCUGUGGGCAUUUCAGAUUUGCAGAAAGUAAUGUUUAAAGUCAUUGAAGCCAAAUCAGAAGAUUUUUUGCCUAUUAUAACUGGCAGGCGUGAACAUUACAUUAUAGAGGUCCAGCUUCCAGCAAAGAUGUUUGAGUUGCUGCCACAAGAAAUUAAAGAAGGAAAGCUUCUUCGCAUGUAUCCAGUACUCUUUAAUGUUGGAAUCAAUGAACAGCAAACACUUGCAGAGAGGUUUGGAGAUACCACCUUGCAGGAAAACAUUAACCAGGAAAACUUAGAACUCCUCAAAGAAUAUUACAAGUUAUUUACGGAAAAAAUGCCUCCUGAUUGUCUACCACAUUUUCAAGAACAAAAUGAUUUAAAGGGAUUGCUAGAAAAUCUCCAUCAAAACAUCCAGGCCAAAAGGAGAAAGAAUGUAGAAAUCAUGUGGCUGGCUGCAACGAUUUGCCGGAAGCUGAACGGCGUCCGCUUCACCUGUUGCAAGAGUGCCAAAGACCGGACAUCCAUGUCGGUGACGCUGGAGCAGUGCUCCAUCCUGCGGGACGAGCAUCAGCUCCACAAGGACUUCUUCAUCCGGGCGCUGGACUGCAUGAGAAGAGAAGGAUGCCGCAUAGAGAAUGUACUGAAGAAUGUCAAAUGCAGAAAGUAUGCAUUCAACAUGAUACAGCUGAUGGCUUUCCCAAAGUACUACAGACCUCCAGAAGGGACAUAUGGAAAAGCUGACACCUAAGUUUAACAAAAGUGUAAUCAGGAACAUACAUCAUGCUAAUUAGUGAAUAUAACAACCGUUGUUUAUGACGUAUUAAUUGGCAAUGUGUAACCAGUUGAGGUGUUAUUUUUACCAGGUUUUAUCAUUUUACAUUAAAAUAACUCUGGUUAGUCGAUAUGAACUAAAAUACCAUGAAAAAGCAAUGGACUGGAUAUUCUCAAAAUCAAAUAUAUUCAACUUAUCUUUGUGAAGCUGAAGCUCAACAUGACUCAUAAGCCAGCUGGAAAUAGUUUUUUGGGUUGUUUGAUGAGGAUUAAAAAAGGGAAAUGGUGUUUGCUCUAGGAACUGAGGUUAGCAAUCUGGAAGGUGGCAUUCUGACUCCAAACCAAAACCUGAUAUUUGAUUUAAGGGGUCUCUUACUGCUGGAAAUGGUGUUUUCUGGAACCAGCAGAGCACUGAGGUCUUGAUCACUAAUUAAAUCCUUCACAGAAAUGUUUAUGAAAGAUGCUAAUAUCUGGGAUAAAUAUAAUUUUGGUAAUUACAUUUAGCUUCUUUACAUAAUAUGUUUUUAGUAAUUGCAACCUGUAAUUUCAGUAAUUCCAUUCUGAUUCCCUGCAGUUCAUUUGGAUGUGUCAUUCUUGGCUUUCUGUACCACAGCCAAAUACCACUUAUUUCACUUUCAGAUAAAUCACACUGAAAUCAAGGGGAUUAAUUCUACAAGUAAGGUGACCUGAAUUUGACCUCCUAUUUACUGUAAACCCUUAAAAGUAAACUUGCUUUAGUAGUAGGGAAAAUUAGUUGUAUAU
Messenger RNA from Manacus vitellinus (golden-collared manakin), 3947 nucleotides. It is a transcript of the gene INPP4B, whose product is annotated as inositol polyphosphate-4-phosphatase type II B. Bases 1 to 3162 code for a protein of 1053 amino acids. The record is from RefSeq and is a predicted model, not a curated record. Gene Ontology annotation, cellular component: cytoplasm. Gene Ontology annotation, molecular function: phosphatidylinositol-3,4-bisphosphate 4-phosphatase activity. The transcript has 26 exons. NCBI's taxonomy places the organism in Eukaryota, Metazoa, Chordata, Aves, Passeriformes, Pipridae.